Columba livia (rock pigeon) is the source of this 9553-nucleotide messenger RNA. RefSeq names its product sodium voltage-gated channel alpha subunit 8 (gene SCN8A). Gene Ontology annotation, molecular function: voltage-gated sodium channel activity; protein binding. Gene Ontology annotation, cellular component: axon; voltage-gated sodium channel complex; plasma membrane. Gene Ontology annotation, biological process: membrane depolarization during action potential; sodium ion transmembrane transport; neuronal action potential. Lineage: Eukaryota; Metazoa; Chordata; Aves; Columbiformes; Columbidae. The record is from RefSeq and is a predicted model, not a curated record. The transcript has 27 exons. The coding region runs from base 209 to 6142 and encodes 1977 amino acids.
CGGCGCGGCGGGGCGGGGCAGGGGGCGGGGGGGGCGCGGGCAGCGCAGGCAGCGCAGCCACCAAGAUGGCGACAACCGCAGUUCCUCCUGCAGCUCCCCCACCUCCGCAGUCCAGCAACGCCUUGCGGGAGACGCGCUAAGUGCAGCGGCCACAAGCUGACCUGUCCGGGGAGCGCCACCACUAAAGAAGCUGCUGCAGGAUGAAAAGAUGGCAGCGCGGCUGCUCGCACCACCAGGCCCCGAUAGUUUUAAACCCUUCACUCCGGAAUCUCUGGCUAACAUCGAGAAACACAUCGCGGAGCUAAAAAAGAAGCAGCGCCCAAAGCAAGACAGCAGCCACCGCGACGACGAUGAAGACAGCAAACCAAAACCAAACAGUGACCUCGAGGCGGGGAAGAAUUUGCCUUUCAUCUACGGGGACAUCCCCAAAGGCCUGGUUGCUGUUCCGCUGGAGGACUUUGACCCUUAUUACAUGACCCAGAAAACCUUUGUAGUCCUAAACAGAGGGAAAACACUCUUCCGAUUUAGUGCCACACCUGCCUUGUACAUUUUAAGUCCUUUUAAUCUGUUUAGAAGAAUAGCUAUUAAAAUUUUGAUACAUUCAGUAUUUAGCAUGAUCAUUAUGUGCACUAUUUUGACCAACUGUGUAUUCAUGACUUUUAGUAACCCACCCGAAUGGUCCAAGAAUGUGGAAUACACGUUCACCGGGAUUUACACGUUUGAAUCGCUCGUGAAGAUCAUCGCGCGCGGUUUCUGUAUAGACGGCUUCACCUUCCUGCGCGACCCGUGGAACUGGCUGGAUUUCAGCGUCAUCAUGAUGGCGUAUAUAACAGAGUUUGUAAACCUAGGCAAUGUUUCAGCUCUGCGCACUUUCAGGGUUCUGAGAGCUUUGAAAACUAUUUCUGUAAUCCCAGGCCUGAAGACCAUUGUGGGCGCCCUGAUCCAGUCUGUGAAGAAGCUGUCGGACGUCAUGAUCCUCACGGUGUUCUGCCUCAGCGUCUUCGCGCUCAUCGGCCUGCAGCUCUUCAUGGGCAAUCUGAGGAACAAGUGCGUGAUCUGGCCGAUUAACGUCAACGAGACUUUCCUGGAUAACGGCUCGAAGGGCUUCGACUGGGAGGAAUACACCAACAAUAUGUCAAAUUUUUACAUCAUUCCCGGCGCCCCUGAUCCUUUGCUCUGUGGUAACAGCUCAGACGCAGGCCAAUGUCCGGAGGGCUACACGUGCAUGAAAGCGGGACGGAACCCCAACUACGGUUACACAAGCUUCGACACCUUCAGCUGGGCUUUCCUGGCUUUAUUUCGCCUUAUGACUCAGGACUUUUGGGAAAACUUGUAUCAAUUAACCUUACGAGCAGCAGGAAAAACCUACAUGAUCUUCUUUGUCCUGGUGAUCUUCGUGGGCUCGUUCUACCUGGUCAAUCUGAUUUUGGCUGUGGUGGCCAUGGCUUACGAGGAGCAGAACCAGGCCACGCUGGAGGAGGCCGAGCAGAAGGAGGCGGAAUUCAAGGCCAUGUUAGAGCAACUGAAAAAGCAGCAGGAAGAACAGGCGGCUGCCAUGGUCACUUCGGCAGGGACGGUGUCUGAAGAUGCGGUGGAGGAUGACGGAGGGGGGAGGAUGUCGCGGAGCUCCUCGGAGAUCUCCAAACUCAGUUCCAAGAGCGCCAAGGAGCGUCGGAACAGGAGGAAGAAACGAAAGGACAAGGAGCUGUCGGAAGGAGAUGAGAAGUGUGACAAUGAGAAGGUGUUCAAGUCUGAGUCUGAGGACGGCAUGAGGAGGAAAGCGUUCCGGCUCCCGGAUAACAGGCUGGGAAGGAAAUUUUCCAUCAUGAACCAGUCUCUCCUCAGCAUCCCAGGCUCCCCUUUUCUCUCCCGACACAACAGCAAGAGCAGCAUCUUCAGCUACAAAGGCCGAUUCUGUGACCCGGUCUCGGAGAACGAGUUUGCGGACGACGAGCACAGCACGGUGGAGGAGAGCGAAGGCCGCAGGGAUUCCCUCUUCAUCCCCAUCCGUGGCCGGGACCGCAGGAGCAGCUACAGCGGCUACAGUGGCUACAGCCAAGGCAGCCGCUCCUCGCGGAUCUUCCCCAACCUGCGGCGGAACGUGAAGAGGAACAGCACGGUGGACUGUAACGGCGUGGUGUCCCUCAUCGGCGGCCCGCCGUCCAGCAUGCCCGGGGGACGCCUCCUGCCUGAGGGUACAACUGAGAUCGAGAUUAGAAAGAAACCCGGCGGGUCUCUCUUGGUCUCGAUGGAUCAGGUGAACGCGUCCUAUGGAAGGAAGGACCGAACCAACAGCGUGAUGACCGGCUUGACCAACACCCUUGUUGAGGAGCUGGAGGAGUCCCAGCGCAAGUGUCCCCCUUGCUGGUACAAAUUUGCCAACACGUUCUUGAUCUGGGAAUGCCACCCGUACUGGAUCAAGCUGAAGGAGAUAGUGAACUUAAUUGUCAUGGAUCCUUUUGUUGACUUGGCCAUCACCAUCUGUAUUGUGCUGAACACGUUGUUCAUGGCCAUGGAGCACCAUCCUAUGACCCCGGAGUUUGAACACGUGCUCUCCGUAGGAAAUCUGGUUUUCACUGGAAUUUUCACAGCAGAAAUGUUCCUGAAGCUCAUUGCCAUGGAUCCCUACUAUUAUUUCCAGGAAGGCUGGAACAUCUUUGAUGGCUUUAUUGUCUCCCUCAGUUUAAUGGAGCUGAGUCUAGCAGACGUGGAAGGACUUUCUGUGCUGCGAUCUUUCCGAUUGCUGAGAGUCUUCAAACUGGCCAAGUCCUGGCCCACUCUGAACAUGCUGAUCAAAAUCAUCGGUAACUCAGUGGGCGCUUUGGGGAACUUGACCUUGGUGCUGGCCAUCAUCGUCUUCAUCUUCGCCGUGGUGGGCAUGCAGCUCUUCGGCAAAAACUACAAGGAGUGUGUCUGCAAGAUCAAUCCGGAGUGUGAGCUACCCCGCUGGCACAUGCACGAUUUCUUCCACUCCUUCCUUAUUGUCUUCCGUGUGUUGUGUGGGGAAUGGAUUGAGACCAUGUGGGAUUGUAUGGAAGUGGCGGGCCAGGCCAUGUGCUUGAUUGUCUUCAUGAUGGUCAUGGUCAUCGGAAAUUUAGUGGUGCUGAACCUCUUCUUGGCCUUGCUCCUGAGCUCCUUCAGCGCCGACAACCUGGCAGCGACAGAUGACGACGGGGAGAUGAACAACCUGCAGAUUUCCGUCAUCCGCAUCAAGAAGGGCAUCGCCUGGACCAAGGCAAAAGUGCGCGAGUUCAUGCAGGCUCAUUUCAAGCAGAGAGAGGCGGAUGAGGUCAAACCCUUGGACGAGCUCUACGACAAGAAGGUGAACUGCAUCGCUAACCACACGGGCGCCGACAUCAACAGAGACAUUGAUUUUCAGAAGAACGGCAACGGCACGACGAGCGGAAUUGGGAGCAGCGUGGAGAAGUACAUCAUAGAUGAAGAUCACAUGUCGUUCAUCAAUAACCCCAAUCUCACCGUCCGGGUGCCUAUUGCUGUAGGUGAAUCGGAUUUUGAAAACCUCAACACGGAAGAUUUCAGCAGUGAUACAGAUCCUGAUGGCAGCAAAGAGAAACUAGAUGACACCAGCUCCUCUGAAGGCAGCACCAUCGAUAUAAAGCCCGAGGUAGAAGAAGUCCCCGUGGAGGCACCGGAGGAGUAUCUGGACCCAGACGCCUGUUUCACAGAAGGUUGCAUGCAGCGCUGCAAGUGCUGCCAGGUGAACAUCGAGGAGGGGCUGGGGAAGUCGUGGUGGACCCUGCGGAAAACGUGUUUCCUGAUCGUGGAGCACAACUGGUUUGAGACGUUCAUCAUCUUCAUGAUCCUCCUGAGCAGCGGCGCCCUGGCUUUUGAGGAUAUUUACAUAGAGCAGAGGAAAACCAUCCGGACUAUCCUGGAGUACGCGGACAAGGUCUUUACGUACAUCUUCAUCCUGGAGAUGCUGCUCAAGUGGUGUGCGUACGGCUUCGUCAAGUUCUUCACCAACGCCUGGUGCUGGCUGGAUUUCCUCAUCGUGGCUGUCUCUUUAGUCAGCCUUAUAGCUAAUGCCCUGGGCUACUCGGAACUAGGUGCCAUAAAGUCCCUUAGGACACUAAGAGCUUUGAGGCCUUUAAGAGCGUUGUCCCGAUUUGAGGGGAUGAGGGUGGUUGUCAACGCCUUGGUUGGCGCUAUCCCUUCCAUUAUGAAUGUGUUGUUGGUCUGCCUUAUCUUCUGGCUGAUUUUCAGCAUUAUGGGGGUUAACCUGUUUGCCGGGAAAUAUCAUUACUGCUUUAAUGAAACAGCUGAGGAGCGCUUUGAAGUAGAAAUUGUUAACAACAAGACAGACUGCGAAGCGCUGAUGCCACCCAACUCCACCGAGAUUCGAUGGAAGAACGUGAAAAUUAACUUUGACAACGUCGGAGCAGGAUAUCUGGCUCUUCUGCAAGUCGCUACGUUCAAGGGCUGGAUGGACAUCAUGUAUGCGGCAGUAGACUCCAGAAAGCAAGAACAGCAGCCCAAGUAUGAGGACAACAUUUACAUGUACAUAUAUUUUGUUAUCUUCAUUAUCUUCGGCUCCUUUUUCACCCUGAACUUGUUCAUUGGCGUCAUCAUCGACAACUUCAAUCAACAAAAGAAAAAGUUUGGAGGUCAAGAUAUUUUCAUGACAGAAGAACAAAAGAAGUACUAUAAUGCCAUGAAAAAACUGGGCUCAAAGAAGCCACAGAAACCUAUUCCCCGACCUCUGAACCGCAUUCAAGGAGCCGUCUUUGACUUUGUGACUCAGCAAGCGUUUGAUAUUGUCAUCAUGAUGCUCAUUUGCCUCAACAUGGUGACCAUGAUGGUGGAGACGGACACGCAAAGCAAGCAGAUGGAGGACAUCCUGUACUGGAUCAACUUCGUGUUUGUCAUCUUCUUCACCUGUGAGUGUGUGCUGAAGAUGUUCGCCUUGCGGCACUAUUAUUUCACCAUCGGGUGGAACAUUUUUGACUUCGUGGUUGUGAUUCUGUCCAUCGUGGGAAUGUUCCUGGCUGAAAUCAUUGAGAAGUAUUUUGUGUCGCCCACUCUCUUCCGAGUCAUCCGACUGGCUCGCAUUGGACGUAUCCUGCGUUUGAUCAAAGGAGCCAAAGGAAUCCGCACCUUGCUUUUUGCCUUAAUGAUGUCCUUGCCUGCCUUGUUCAACAUCGGCCUCUUGCUCUUCUUGGUCAUGUUCAUCUUCUCCAUCUUUGGCAUGUCAAACUUUGCCUACGUCAAGCAUGAGGCUGGCAUAGACGAUAUGUUCAAUUUUGAGACCUUUGGCAACAGCAUGAUCUGCUUGUUCCAGAUCACCACGUCGGCCGGUUGGGACGGCCUGCUGCUGCCCAUCCUGAACCGGCCGCCAGACUGCGACCUGGACAAGGAGCACCCUGGGAGCGGGUUUAAGGGGGAUUGUGGGAACCCUUCGGUGGGGAUAUUUUUCUUUGUGAGUUAUAUCAUCAUCUCCUUCCUCAUCGUGGUCAACAUGUACAUCGCCAUCAUCCUGGAGAACUUCAGCGUGGCGACAGAGGAGAGCGCGGACCCGCUGAGCGAGGACGACUUUGAGACCUUCUACGAGAUCUGGGAGAAGUUUGACCCUGACGCCACCCAGUUCAUAGAGUACAGCAAGCUCGCGGACUUUGCCGAUGCUUUGGAGCAUCCUCUCCGCGUCCCGAAACCCAACACCAUCGAACUCAUCGCCAUGGACCUGCCGAUGGUGAGUGGAGACAGGAUCCACUGUUUGGACAUCCUCUUUGCCUUCACCAAACGUGUCCUGGGGGACAGCGGGGAGCUGGAUAUACUGAGACAACAGAUGGAGGAAAGAUUUGUGGCGUCCAACCCUUCCAAAGUGUCUUAUGAGCCCAUCACGACAACGCUGCGGCGUAAGCAAGAAGAGGUGUCCGCGGUGGUUAUCCAGAGGGCUUACAGGGCUCGUUUAGCUAGGCGAGGCUUUAUUAGCCGUAGGCCCGUCUCCACUAAACUGGAAAACGGAGGAGCGAACAGGGAGAAAAAGGAAGGCACCCCCUCGACCGCGUCCCUCCCGUCCUACGACAGCGUCACCAAACCCGAGAAGGAGAAACAGCAGCGGGCGGAGGAAGGAAGACGAGAAAAGGCGAAAAGGCAAAAAGACGUCAGGGAAUCCAAGUGUUGAGAUAAAAAUCAUAGAGUUGUACAGAUUUAAAAUAUUUGCAAGCGAAAAGAUUGUUUACAGACUCUCAUGAAAUAUAGCGAAGUGCAGAACAGCUGUGGAGACACUUACCUGAAGAUCUUAUACCAAACAUAGUCUGCUUACUGUGUGACAGUGUUGCAUCUAAAGCAGUGACCUUCCACCUGGUGAGAGGACCCUUAAACAAACAUUUAAACACAAAAAUAAGGAAAACCAAGGAUUUUCUAUCGUUUGGGCAGGUGGAUACUGCAUGUUCCACAUCAGUCAAUGCAACUUAGGACAAACACAGCAAAAUAAACCACACACACACACACAAACACACAGAAAACCCGCUGCUGGGAUUCAUAUAUUUUCCAAAGCAGCCAAAAGCGGAUUUUAUUUUCCCAUUUUGUUGAUGAUUCUUGAAAGAAAACGCAGAAGUCACCAAGUUAAAGGGUUUGUUCAUGCAGAACUAGAUUUGCAUUUAGUUAAGCAGCAAAAAAAAAGGAAAAAAAAAAAACAGAAAAAAAAGUUAAAACAAGUAAAACAAACAAAAAAAAGAAACGAACCGCCCAUUUAGCCCACGCCAUUUAAUUCUCAUGGUUUAUUUGAUAUUGAUUAUCCGCAUUCUACUUUCUCCAUGGGCUUUAUUUGGUUGGGGAGAUGGGGUAUCGGGUACCUUCAGCUCGGGCUGAUUCCCCCCCACAAAAGUGCUCGUUCAGUGCAUAGAAGCGAUUUGCAUGCCGGCAUGCGGUGCCAGGCCCAUGCAUGAGGACCAUCCGCCCAACACCCCGACCCGCAGCAGCGCGGGGCCACGAACCCACUGCCCACACCCUAUUGGGAGAGGAACCUCAGCAACAAUCACGCCCUUCACCGGGAUUUCCCAGUUCUUAGUGAUUUUUCAUAGACCCGCCAGUAGGAGGUAAAAGCGACAGCAAAAAGAAACGAGCGGAUUAAAUAAUUGUGUGUGGAUGUUUAGCAACUUGUCUUUCUUUUGUUUUUGCCAUACAACCUUUGCACAUUGAAAUAUAACAGACCUACAUGCUGCUCUGGACCUCAUCCGAGGGGAGGUGAUCAAACCGAGAACGGCACUGUAAAACCAAAAUCUUAGGGCUUAAGUACCACUCAGCAAGUUUAUUUAUAUCCUGCAAUAUUCAUCGUUAAUUAUUCAGCCUCCAUCCUGCAGCAUAGACACGUUUCUUUUGAUUUUUAGAGAUAAGUGCUAAAAAAUGUAGCGUCUUAUCUCCACUUAUACCCAAAGCAAUCCCUGUCGCGGGGACGGGGACGUGACCGGCGGCGCCGGGUUGUCCCGAGUCCAGCGGGAUUCCCGUUGAGCCACGGGGUGGUUUCACCAAGACCCUCGCCCCUUCCUCCCUCGGUACCAGUUUUUGCAGCUCUGCGCUUCGCCGCUGGUGGGUUCUAUCGCCGAGGGCUCUGCCCAAGCGCCAGCGCAGGGUGAAGAGCCGCCUCUCAGGUGCCUUCACUUCUUUCCCCCCAUUUCUUACAUCUGUCAUAGCGCGGUGACCAAACCGGCCCCGCGGGUUGGGUAGGAAUCGGAGCUACCUCUUGCCAAGUCUCGCUGCGGCGGUAACUAAUGCCACAAAAACAUCGCGAGCCGAGUCCAACCGUCAAUGUUCCUCAGUGACCAGGCUCGGGCAUCCCCAGAUCCUCUUUGUGGUGAGUUAAACCACCUCGCGGCCGCUGCUCUGGUUGAGAUGGUUGAGCAGGGCCAGCGCGGGGCUUCUUCAGCCGGGCCUGUUGCGAUGGGACAAGGGGUUUAAACGAAAAGAGGGAGAUUGAGGCUGGACAUGAGGGAGGAAUUUUUUAUACUGAGGGUGGUGAGACACAGUGUGACAUCCCAUCACAUCAUCGCGGCCUUUCUGGACUUAAACGCGGCCUAAAGAAAGAUGGGGAUAGACUUUUGAGCAGGCCCUGUUGUGAUAGGACAAAGGGUGAUGGUUUUAAGCUAAAAGAGAGGAGAUUCAGGCUGGAUAAAAGGCAAUUGUUGUCCCUGAGGGUGGUGAGAGCCUGGCCCAGGUUGGCCAGAGAGGUGGUAGAUGAACCAUCCCUGGAGACAUCCCAGGCCAGGCUGGACGGGGCUCUGAGCACCCUGAGCUGCUGAAGAUGUCCCUGCUCAUGGCAUUAGGUGACAUUUGAAGGUCCCUUCAACCCAAACCCUCCUGUGACUCCAUGAUUCCCAAGGGCACGAGGGGGGUUGGAAGGAGAUCGAGGGGGUCGCUGCUGCCGCCCGGCCCGGGGGGCGCAGGGGUUGAGCGUUGGGACGCAAACCGAGUUACGGGUACCCAGAACAGCAGGAAAUAAACCCAACGGCAGGAUGAACCUCCGCCCGCAUAACUCCCAACCCAGCAAACGCUUCGAAAUGAAUUAUACACACACAGAGCAGGAAGCCAUCGAGCCAUCUGUGCCACAUUGGCGGCCCGGCCAUCGCCACGCCGGAACCUUUCCUGUCCCGCCAGCUCCCGCCCCACGCGCUCCUAGGAUAGGAUGUAUAAUAGCAAAGGGAAACGACAUCCAUAUGUACAGGCUACACUGUAAACAGCACAAAGAAACAGAGAAACAGCUGAAAAGUGUGGUUGAACUUUUUAAGAGAAUAUUAUAAAUACUGUAAUAUAUCAUUUUAUUUUAUCGGCAUGCCUUUUUGUAAAUACAAAGAACUAUCAAAUAAUAGAAUGGCUUCUGGCUUAUGCCAUUGUCCAUGUUUAUUUUUAUUUUUUUAAUAUUUUUUCUGUUUUCCUUAGAUAGCCAGGAAAUGCCCCCCAAAGAUUCAAAAUAAAUCAGCGUUACCCCUUAAACUCAGUUCUGAUAAAAGCUUUAUCGCAAAUGUAUUUUGCAACAGCAAAAUAUCUAUUUGUGGGGUUCCAAUGUGCAAUAAGUCGAGCACUUCUAUGCAAGAUUGGGCUAAACUUCAUCAUUGUUCUUAAGCUGGGCCCAAAGCCAACGCAUAGGCGGGAUUUCUGGCCUGCACUUGGGGUUGUGGGAAUCACUUGAAGGUGUCAGAUGAUGACAAGUGGCUCUUCCCAUCCCGCUCAUGAAAUCCCCCCGUUUGGGCUGGUUUGGGAUCCUGUUCUUCCGAGAGCGGUUGGGAGGGUGAUAAACACCAGUUCAAGCUGCUUUAUCCACUUGUCCGCCUCUUUUUAAACUAUAGAAGCCAAUGUUGAACAGAAAUGGAAAUAAACCCGUGAUGUUCCAUAGAGGCCACACCCGAGUUCCAAUUAUUUAAUUUUCCGCCGAAAAAUAAUGAUGUUAAAGCUGUAAAAGAUCAAUAGUGAAGAUUAGUGUAUUAGACAUUGCAUGGUGGCUCAUAACGGUCUUACCCAACAUGAUUAACAAUUAAUUACGUUACUAUAAGCCAAAAGAGAAUCAAAUAAAUGUUACCCUUUUCACUGAACAAGGUAA